UUUAUGAGACUGAGUAGGUUUUUCUGCUUUAUAACAGUCCCUGAUGUAUAAUUAUGUGAGCCGGCAUGUGUCAGCUUUUUUAGUUCAACCACCAAUGAGAACUCUUGUUGUAUUAGCUAGAAAUAUGGCAACUGGAGACAACGAAGAAAAACUUUUUAAGAAUCGCCUGUCAAAGGAAAGGUCACCGUACCUAUUGCAACAUGCAAGUAAUCCAGUAGACUGGUAUCCUUGGGGGGAUGAAGCAUUUGAUAAAGCCAGGAGAGAAGACAAGGUCAUCUUCCUGUCAGUUGGUUACUCCACAUGCCAUUGGUGCCAUGUGAUGGAGAGAGAAUCAUUUGAAGAUGAAGAGAUUGGCAAGAUUUUAAACGAGCAUUUUGUGAGCAUCAAAGUUGAUCGAGAAGAGAGGCCAGAUGUUGACAGGGUGUAUAUGACCUUCAUACAGGCAACAAGUGGUGGAGGUGGUUGGCCAAUGAGUGUUUGGCUCACCCCUGACCUCAAACCACUUACUGGUGGUACAUACUUUGCACCAACUGAUCGUUUCGGACGGCCUGGCUUCGCAACAAUCCUGAAAAACAUUGCCAGCCAAUGGACACACAAGAAGGAAGACAUGAAGAAGCGUGGUUCAGCCAUUUUGGAUGCCCUUGUAAAGAACACAGUUGUGAAGCAGACAGAAACACAGCCUGUGAUUGGUCAGGAGGCUAUUGACACUUGCUAUCACCAGCUGAAGAAGGGUUAUGACCCUCAAUAUGGAGGAUUUGGUGAUGCACCAAAAUUCCCUCAGCCAGUUAAUUUCAACUUCAUGUUUCGUUACUAUGAUUUCAAACAAAUGAAUGUUGGAAAGUCAGGAAUUGCAGAGCCAAAAAAUCAGAAAGAGGAUCCUUUAAAAGAUGCUUCAGCUUGUCAUGGUGAAACUAGUGAGGGCAGUAGUCAAGAAAUCCUGAACAUGUGCCUACACUCAUUGAAGAUGAUGGCAAAGGGUGGUAUGAAUGAUCACAUUGGAUUGGGCUUCCAUCGGUAUUCCACUGACCGCUAUUGGCACGUGCCCCAUUUUGAAAAGAUGCUCUACGAUCAGGCCCAGCUGGCCAUUUCGUACCUAGAUGCAUAUCAGUUGUCUAAGGACGAGGGGCUAGCAGAUGUGGCCCGCGAUAUCCUAACAUAUGUGGAUAGAGAUCUAAGCGACACGGCUGGUGGUUUCUAUAGUGCUGAAGAUGCUGAUUCACUGCCAACUCAAGACUCACAGGAAAAGAAAGAGGGCGCUUUCUGUGUUUGGAAAGAAAAAGACCUAGGCAUAUUGCUUAGCGAGUCUCUACCUUCAAAGCCAUCACUUACCCUUGCUAAGGUUUUCAACCAUCAUUAUGGGGUACAUGAAUAUGGGAAUGUUAGUUUUGAUCAAGAUCCACAUGGAGAGUUGAAAGGUCAGAAUGUUUUAAUUGUCCGUGGAAGUGUUGCCAAGACAGCUGAGCACUUCAGCCUUGAUGAAGAAACUGUUGCUUGUGCCUUGCGCAAAUCUAAAGACAUCCUCUUCCAGAAAAGACUACAGCGACCCAAACCGCAUCUUGAUGAUAAAAUGAUCACAGCAUGGAAUGGCUUGAUGCUGUCAGCGUAUGCACGAGCCGGGCAAGUGCUUUGUGAUGAUUGGUUCACCGGCAGAGCCGUGAAAGCCGCAGAGUUCAUCAAACAAGAACUUUAUGACAUUAAUGAUAAAAAGUUAUAUAGGACAGCCUACAGGCAGGAUGAGAAAGCAGUCUCUUCAGAAAGGCCAAAGAUGAUUUCAGGUUUUGUUGAUGACUAUGCCUUCCUGAUUCGAGGUUUGUUAGAUCUGUAUGAGGCGAGCUAUGAUGAGCAGUGGAUCGAGUGGGCCGAAGCACUGCAAACAACUCAGAAUAAGCUGUUCUGGGAUGUCGACGGUGGCGGUGGCUACUUCUCUGUCGGAGCACAAGAUCCAAAUAUUCUACUCCGUCUAAAAGAAGAUCAAGAUGGGGCAGAACCUAGUCCAAACUCAGUGUCGGCACUUAAUCUGCUCCGACUUGCAGAUUACUUAGACCAUGAGUCAUACCGUGACCAGGCUAGGACGCUGUUAAACAUUUUUCAUGAGCGUCUUCAGAAGAUACCCAUUGCUCUGCCUGAGAUGACAUGCGCUUUGAUUAACUUGCAGAGUCCAGCAAAACAGAUAUUUAUCUGUGGUGGAACUGAUGAAGCUGAUACGAAAGAGUUGCUAGAAAUUGUCCAUUCCCACUUCAUACCGAACAAGAUAAUUGUGGUUACCGAUGGCAACAAUUGUGAAUACCUCAGCAAAAAAUUGAAAGUACUUUCAACUCUCGAGAGAAAACAGGGUAAAGCCACAGCUUAUGUCUGCGAAAACUACACGUGUACCUUACCGGUAAAUUCACCGACUGAGCUAGAACGUAUGCUUACAGGGACGAAAUAAUCUGAAAUUGAAUGAUUGUGUUUUGUCAAUUGAAACAAGUGAUUUUGUAAUUCUUGCAUUUUUCUGCCUGAUCAUAACUUCAUUCUAAAAUAUUGGAGCAUUGAAUAUUACUAUACUUAUUAUACUAGUAAAUAUUAUCAUAAUUAUUUUAUUUUAACUACCUCUAGUUGUGUUCAUGAGCUUACUGAAAUUGAAUUCAAAAUAAUGGUCCUUGCAAUUAGAGACAAAUAAUGGAGAUGCAUAUACACAUGUAUAUAUAUAUAUAUAUAUAUAUGUGUGUAUACAUUUUUCUACCAUGGUUCGUACAUGGUUGAGCACCUGUGAGUCAUGCAUCGGCGGGCUUUACGCCUUAAAUUGCCGAUAAACAGUGCGGUGUUGGUUUGGUUCGUUUAGGCGUUUUCUUUUCUUUUUUCUUUGUUAGUCUAGGUUCAUGGUUUUUUUAUUCUCUUGUCCGUUUCCUUCCGUUGUUGUGAAGCGCCUCGAGGUUGGUCCAAAGGGAGGCGCUAUACAAAUCGCAAAUUAUUAUUAUUAUUAUGUACAGUAUCAUUAAUUUGUUCUUGUGUGAAACAGGUAUAAAACUCACUGAAAUUUAUUUUGUGACAUCCAAAAACAACUCUACUCACCAAUAGUGAUGUAUCUGGUGUAUGGGUUGGGGUGAGGGGGAGGGGGCCUGAUGGGGAGGCUCGAGGGUUAAUGGGGGCCUCAAUGAUUAAGUGAUGGGCGCUAGCUCGCAAAAUAUGGAAAUAUGAGGUUAUUUUUAAUUACUGUACUUGAGCAUGUUGCUUCAAACAUUUUA
This is a messenger RNA of Anneissia japonica, 3224 nucleotides long. Its product is annotated as spermatogenesis-associated protein 20-like. The coding region runs from base 44 to 2428 and encodes 794 amino acids. Lineage: Eukaryota; Metazoa; Echinodermata; Crinoidea; Comatulida; Comatulidae. The transcript is spliced from 13 exons. The record is from RefSeq and is a predicted model, not a curated record. Gene Ontology annotation, biological process: carbohydrate metabolic process.